Gilbertella persicaria is the source of this 6323-nucleotide messenger RNA. RefSeq names its product Ion transport protein-domain-containing protein. Gene Ontology annotation, molecular function: high voltage-gated calcium channel activity. The record is from RefSeq and is a predicted model, not a curated record. Gene Ontology annotation, cellular component: membrane; voltage-gated calcium channel complex. Gene Ontology annotation, biological process: calcium ion import across plasma membrane. The transcript has 18 exons. NCBI's taxonomy places the organism in Eukaryota, Fungi, Mucoromycota, Mucoromycetes, Mucorales, Choanephoraceae. Bases 71 to 5908 code for a protein of 1945 amino acids.
AUUUCAUUAAUUUAAAGUUCAAGAGAAGGCGUGUUUUUAUCUGGUUUUCUUAUUGAUACAAUAUGAUCAAAUGUCUUUUAUACGGAAUAAGAGUUUAUCAAUAAACAAGCAACGGCCGUCCAAUAACCCUUAUAAGCAAAUGGAUAACAGCGACACAAAGGAUACUAAUAAAGACGAUCUUGGAGAGGGAUCUUCAAGCACUCCGUUUAUUUCCUUCACUCCAAAAGCCACCACUGAUCUCAACCGUCGUUUUACACAGAAAAGAAACUCACCUAGUAUGGCAGAAUUUAUAACAGAGUUUGAGCAAGAAAGAAGACCUUCACCGCCAAUAUUGCAGUCACCUAUCUCUACCCCCAUAGAUCGAAAUGAUUCAUACUUUGGUGUUGACAGUGCAACAUCCUCUGACGAUAACGAAGAUUUCUCGGAUACGGCUCGAUUGACAGCCAACGCAUCCGCAAUGUCAGGUUAUCACGAUAACAGCCAAGGCAGUAGUAAUGAUCAUCUUCAUCCCAGUAUGAUUUUCGAAGAAAAUGCAUAUGGAAGGGAUCCAGUGUUCAAUACAAACUUCAACAAUAGUCGAAUUUCUUUUCAAAGCCGUCCUGGAAGUAGGCUUUAUGAGCCUGCUCAUAUUGACCCAGAAGUUGACCAGAGAGCAAGAAGGCUCAAUAAGAUCCUUCACUUUGACAAGAAAGCACUGAUCAGAGCUCUUUCGAGAUCGAUAAGACAAGCUUCUAGAAGAGUGGUCGACAUACAUAAUUUAAACAACCAUACAGAUUUGGAUGUCCAACUCGCUAAAAAUCAAAUUCAGGAACCAACAGAUCAGAACAAUAAAAUUAGUGAACAAGCCACACUGAUGAAAAAAGGAAUCCACUACAGUAAAGACCGGGGAAAUACCAUUGAAGUUAUACCCAUGGCUAGAACCUCUUCAGGAAAAAGCAUAGAGAAUUCGUCAACCAAUGGCAGGUUACCACACAAUCACAAUAUCCAACAAAAAGAUACCAAGCACGUUAUAGAGUUAAAUGGAAAAAGCUUAAAGAUCUUUUCACCUACAAAUCCUAUACGACUAUUUUUUGCAAGCAUUCUGUGUUGGAAAUGGCUUGAGACACUUGUUAUGGCAUUGAUUGUAUUACAUGGUGCAGUAUUGCUCGUGAUUGGCUGGGGCACAAAUCCUGAUCCAGUUCCACCAAACACAUGGACUCCAACUUGGGAUCAAGCUAUUCUUUUGGUUAUAUUCUCUUUUUAUACCCUCUUUAUGAUCUUUCGCAUUAUAGCACAUGGUGUCUUUAUCAAUUCAACUCCCAACAGGCAAACAGCAUUCUUGAGACAUAGUUGGAACCGUGUCGAUUUUGUGGCAAUUGCUGCUUAUUGGAUUGAUUUAGCAUUGUUGUGUACUCAAGAAGAAAUUAUAGGCGAUGCACGAAGAAUACUCAUAUUCAAGAUGCUUUCUGCUUUGAUUUUGCUUCGAUUGCUUAAUUUGACAGAUGGUAACAAGGUUAUCCUAAACAGUUUGAAAAAAGCUGCUCCUUUGUUGGUCAAUGUACUUUUUUUUGUGCUAUUCUUUUUUAUUAUUUCAGCAAUUGUAGGCGUACAGUCAUUCAAGGGCUCUUUUAAACGCCAUUGCGUUUGGUAUGACCCAAACAAUUCAAGCAAUGUACAAGAGACACAGCAAUACUGUGGUGGAUAUAUCAAUGCAACUGGACAAGUAGUUCCAUACAAGUUUAAGGACGGUAGUAAUGCGCCCUGGUCAAAGGGUUUUAUUUGUGAAAAUGGUCUUGUUUGUGAGGAAACUGAGAAUCCAUUUGGAGGCACUAUUAGUUUUGAUAAUAUUUUUGAAUCAAUGCUUAUUGUGAUGAUUAUUACGGGUGUACAAUCAUGGACAGAUCGAAUGUAUGACAUGAUGGAUGCCGAAUAUUCAGCUGCAAGUUUUUACUUUAUCAUCAUUGUUAUUGUCAUGAAUUUUUGGCUUAUCAACCUGUUUAUUGCAGUUAUUACUGAAAUGUUUGCCAAAGUGAGAGAAGAUUCGCAGCAUUCUGCAUUUACUAGUUCGAAUGCAAAGCCAAUUUUGGGUGAUACAAAUGAAGAAGAUGGCUGGACUUUUCCUGAACAGAAUGAAAUUAUAAAAAGUAGACAAAGAAAGAAAUCAAUCCUUGCUGUUAUCGUGAAAUACAUGAAACCGAUCUGGCUUACUCUUGUCGUCAUUGAUUUGUUGUGUAUGGCCGCCAAAAACGUCAAUAUGUCUGCCAAAGAACUAGCAACAUUAGACAUGUUAGAAAACGCAUUUUCAAUUGCUUUUCUAUUUGAAAUAUUGCUCCGUAUGACAAGUCAAAUAAGAGAUUUGAAGGGAUUCUUCAAGGACAAGAUGAAUGCGACUGACUUUUUGAUUGCUCUGGUUACUUGCAUCAUUCAAAUACCUCCUAUUCGCCAGUACAAUUAUGUCUAUGUCUGGUUUACAGGCUUUCAAGUCUUGCGUAUUUAUCGUUUGGUUGCAGCAGUACCUCGUCUAAGAAGAUUAAUGUCUCGAGUUUUAGGAAGUCUUCGUGGUUUAAUCAACUUGACAUUCUUUAUUGUUUUAGUGACAAUCCUUUGUGCUAUUAUUGCAUUUCAAUUACUUGAGGGUGUUAUUGGCUCUGAUGCUGAUGAUAGCGAAAUGCGAUUUUUCUCUAUAUACAACUCAUUUGUUGGUCUUUAUCAACUGUUUUCUGGCGAGGAUUGGACAACUGUGCUUUACAAUAUUAUGGAAGCAGGUGCUGAUAAUAACAACAGUGCCAUUUAUGCUUUGUUCUUGGUUUUUUGGUUUGCCUUUUCUAAUUUUGUAUUGGUAAACUUGUUUAUUGCUGUUCUUAUGGAAAAUUUUGAAAUUGCAGAAGACGAUAAGAGAAAGAACCAAGUACAGAAUUUCAUGAAAAAGACAGAAAAUGAAUUAGAAAAGAAGACUGUAGUCAGCAGAUGGAACAUUUACAGAUACUUUAAGCCACAAGCAAAAGGGCUUGAUAUCAAAAACAUACCUGGCAACCUUGUCUUAUCUGUUCAAAAGAGCAUUGUCCGGGAAUUUAUGAACGAAGCAACAGAUCAUACUGUACCUGAACCCAGUUUACAGCCAGUAAAGCGAGCAGUAGUACCCAGUCAAAAGAGCCGAUUGCUCGGUAAAGUGCAAGCUUUUUUGACAGACUUGUUUAUAGACGCAAAAGAGAACGAACAACAAAUCAAUAAUCGUAACCGAACAAGCACAUUUGUUGAUACAGUUAACGCAUUUGAUCAAGUUGGUACCUUGUACGAUUUCCGUAAAAAGGGCGAAGCGCAUGAUAUGAAUGAGCCUCGUUCUUUGAGAUAUCUGGUUGAUCCUUCUUUACGCGAAACUGUUGCUAACCGAUACCAACAAGAAACUGCUGACCUCGAUAUUGAAGAACGAAAGGCCUUGAAGCGAGAUUUCAUUAAAGCCCAUCCUUCUUAUGAUAAAUCGUUGUACAUUUUUUCGCACAAUAAUAGAAUCAGAAGAUGGUGCCAAUUGAUUGUUCCUCCUAGUCGUGGAGAACGUGUGUUCGGUAGACCUGCUUCUCGUUGGGGUAGUGUUACUUUCUUGACAAUCAUCACUUGCUGUGUUAUCGUCAAUGUUGUCCUCACUAUCUAUAACUCACCUGUUUAUCAAUACGAGCAUAGGGAUAAUCCAUCUGCUAUCCAGCCUUUUACUUUUGCAGACUAUGCUUUUACUGCUAUUUUUACAGUGGAAUUUAUUAUCAAAGUGAUUGCCGAUGGAUUCUUUUUGACACCAAAUGCUUAUCUUUUGAACGGAUGGAAUAUACUUGAUUUGUUUGUUUUGAUCACAAUGUACAUGUCCAACUUUGGUCACUUUGCUGCAGCAACUGGUUUAGAACGUGGUUUCCGUGCUUUCAAAGCAUUAAGAGCAUUGCGUUUAAUCAAUUUAUUAGGUCCUGCCAAAGAAACGUUUACUUCAAUUUUAGUUACUGGUUUGCCUCGUCUUAUUGACGCAGCUGUACUUGGUCUAUGUAUUAUUAUUCCUUUUGCUCUUUAUGGCCAGAAUAUCUUUAUGGGUCUAUUCUAUAACUGCAAUGAUGAAGAAAACGAUAAAGCUCAAUGCCUGUAUGAAAAUUCCCUGGGAACUCAAGAACCCAUGCCAGAAGAUACAAGCAUUUACAUGCCUCGUAUUUGGAAUAAUCCAUAUGUCUACAGUUUUGAUUCUUUUUGGAGUUCUUUAUUGAUUUUAUUUGAAAUUGCAAGUGGUGAAGGUUGGAUCGAUGUACUCACUACAAGUAUGGGUAUCACCGGAAAAGAUAUGGCUCCACAAGCAGAUGCUAGUCAAUUAUGGGGUAUUUACUUUAUGGUCUAUAACUUGGCAGGUUCUGUCUUUGUGAUUUCAUUGUUCCUUGGUGUAGUCAUCGAAAACUUUACAAAAAGAAAUGGUACAGCUUACCUAACAAGUGAUCAACGACGUUGGUUAGAUCUCAAGAAGCUACUUAAUCAAAUCCGACCUGCCAAGAGGCCCAAGACAGUACCCAAAAAUCCUAUUCGCAAAAUUUGCUAUGAUUUCACAAUUGAGAAAAGAGGAAAGUUUUAUAAGUCCAUGACAGCAAUUAUUCUGUUGAACAUUGUAUUUUUGUGUGCUGAUACUGCUCGCGACGAAGACGAUGUCAUUGACAAUGGUGCUUCUGGAUGGAGUCGUACAAAAGUCUAUAUUUACCUUACUUUUAUUUCUAUUUACUGGAUAGAAAUCAUGGUCAAAGUAUUGGGCCUUGGCUGGAAGUCUUUCCGACGCAACACAUGGAAUCUGUUUGAUCUUAUUAUGGUGAUUGGCAGUGCUGUAACUGCUAUCAUUACUUUGGGUUAUCCCAACUUACAAGUGAAUGUUGAAUUCCAAAAACUGUUUAUGACAGCUCUUUGUUUCAAACUAGUGCAACGAAGCGAUGGACUCAAUCAACUUUUUACUACUAUGGCUGCUUCGUCAUAUCAAAUCAUGAAUGUGUUUGCUGUAUGGCUUGUAGUUAUGAUAACUUAUGCAAUCAUGUUUAUGCAGAUUUUUGGUUUGACUAAAUAUGGUCCUCAAGCAACUACAGAACAUAUCAACUUUCGAACAUUUUCAAACACAAUGAUCUCUCUUGUUCGAUACUCUACUGGUGAAGGUUGGAAUUCAGUCAUGCAUGAUUUUACAGUAGAAUAUCCUAAUUGUGUGGUUGCUGAGAAUUACUUGGAUAGCGAUUGCGGUUCACUCAGUUGGUCUUACUUUUUAUUCUUGUCAUUCAACAUCAUUUCCAUGUAUAUCUUCAUCGCCAUCUUUGUUGCCGUCGUAGCUGAUAACUUUUCUUAUGUUUAUCAAAUUCAAGCAAACUUUUCUCUUGUCAACAGAGAUGAAAUCAGAAAGUUCAAGAUGACUUGGGCAUCCAUAGAUACAGAUAGAACUGGAUAUGUUAAGCCGGGUCAAUACAUGACCUUGUGGAGAAAAUUAGAGGGUAUCUUUACUGUUCGUAUUUUUGAACCCGAAUUUUCUUAUAAAAAUUUGGCCAAGGAAUGUGCUACUGAAAAUACAAGCAGUGAUCCUUAUCAACACAAUCUGAACUUGACUGCAUUAAAUGUCAAGCUCAAUGCAUUAGAUAAGCGAGAUAUCCAUGCCAAGAGACAUAAUCUAGAAAAGAUUUAUUGGGAAACUGCUCUUGUGGAAACUAGCUCUAGAGGGGUAUCAUUCAAUCAAAUGCUCUUAAUGCUUGCUCAAAGAAAACUAAUUGUUCCUGAAAACGCUCUUGUCUUAGAGGAACUAUUAGAGAAUCAAAAGAAAGAAGAAGCUAUCAAUACUCUGAUAUCAAUUGAUCGUGUCAGAGGUCUAAUUGAAACUAUUGCUACUAGAAGGAAAUUUCUAAAACACCUGGAAAGCAAAAGACAACAAGAAGGUAACGCAUAGUAACGAUAUAUAAAUAUCUUUAUAAUUUGCUCUCUAGUUCCUGCCAUUGUUAUCGAUGAUGCUGCACCUCAAAAAACACCCAUUGUGUUCCAUGAAAACAUGUCCCAUAAUGGUGAAUCGCCUAGGUCUUUACGUUUCAAUCGUGGUUCAUUGUAUGAUCACUAUUUAUCAAGUGAUGAAGAGGAAGGUUUUGAGGUGGAUGAGGAAGAAAACAAUCAUAAUUUUACGUCUCAAGAAAACAAUACAGAAAACAUAAUUGAGGACGUUGCAUCCUAUGAUGUUUGGGAAGGUAGGCCUUUUUUUUCUUUAUCUUAUUGCAUGCAUUAAUCAUUCUUUCAUUUAAAAAGAAAUGCUGAGGAACGAAGAGAAGUCCAAGUGAAACAUUGAUACAUAAAUAAAUAGACAAAGUAGAUGU